CCUAGGAGUGUCAUGUAACAACUUAAAAUCUUCAUGUGAAAACAGAGAAUGGCUUCAAGAGGAACAACAGAGACCAGUAAACUAAAACAAAACUUGGAAGAGCAGUUGGAUAGAUUAAUGCAGCAGCUUCAAGAUCUGGAGGAGUGCAGAGAGGAGCUCGAUGCAGAUGAGUAUGAAGAGACCAAAAAAGAAACUCUAGAACAGCUGAGUGAGAUCAAUGACUCGCUGAAGAAGAUUAUGUCUGGAGAUAUGACUUUGGUGGACGAGCUCAGUGGGAUGCAACUGGCAAUACAAGCAGCCAUCAGCCAAGCUUUUAAAACUCCAGAAGUAAUUAGAAUGUUUGCAAAGAAACAACCAAGGCAAUUGAGGACAAGGUUGGCAGAGAUGGACCGAGACUUAAUGGUUGGGAAGUUGGGACGAGACCUAUACACACAGCAGAAAGUGGAAAUCCUGACUGCCCUCAGAAAGCUUGGUGAGAAGCUCACUUCAGAUGAUGAGAUGUUCUUAUCAGCAAAUGCUGGUGCAGCCCUCAGCCAGUUUGAGAAAGUCUCCACUGACCUUGGAUCAGGAGACAAAGUCUUUGCUCUAGCAAGUUUUGAAGUAGAAAAAGCAAAACAGUGAAGAGGUGCGUGAGGCUUGUGUCUCUCCAGUUAUCAGCAGCAUUGGACUUCUGUCAUAUUACAUUUGUUUUUUCUAUUUUUAACAUGUUGAAAAAAAGAAAAACAAAACCAACCCCAAACCCUAAACCUCUUGGGUUCUUAACCAGAAGAUAUGAAGUAAACAGCCUUAAGUGCACUUUGGAACCUUGGUGUCUGUACACCUUAGUAACGUUCAUUCUGGGGCUGAUCAUUAAGUGGUACUCUAAAAACAAAAGCAUGGUAUGCCUGUCUUCGGAAAGAAUCAGCUAUUUUGAACUUUUCUGAAUGUGUAUUUCUCUAACUAUUAAAACAUAACCUUUUUGC
Molecule: messenger RNA, 962 nt
Organism: Antrostomus carolinensis (chuck-will's-widow)
Lineage: Eukaryota; Metazoa; Chordata; Aves; Caprimulgiformes; Caprimulgidae
Gene: LZIC
Product: leucine zipper and CTNNBIP1 domain containing
Exons: 6
Coding region: 49-621 (190 amino acids)
Biological process (GO): negative regulation of Wnt signaling pathway
Cellular component (GO): nucleus; beta-catenin destruction complex; cytosol
Molecular function (GO): beta-catenin binding
Source: RefSeq, a predicted model, not a curated record